AGAACAAGGGAUUUAAAAUAACAUUACAAAAAGCAAGAAGAAAAGUAGGAAGAAAGUUGAACAAUAUGGUCCUUUCUUUCCAUGAUGAUCUAACCACCACUGUUCGUUCUCCUUGGUGACCAAAGGAAUUGAAGAAGAAGAAGAAUAUGGCUCUCUCUGUUGUAUCUUGUGUUGCACAAUACCUUGGUGGCCUGCUAAUGCAAGAGGCAGAACUCUUAGGUGGGGUUUCAGAUCAGAUUGUGAAGAUCCGAAAUGAAAUGACUCGGAUACAAGCCUACUUAAUAGAUGCAGAUGCAAGACAGGAUGAAAGCGCAGUUGGUCGUAAUAGGGUUUCAGAAAUGAGAGACCUUGCAUACGAUGUGGAAGAUGCCAUAGACACCUAUAUUCUGGAAGCUAAGUAUAAAAGCUUCUUCAAUCCAAAGAAAUAUGUACGACUUCACAAAAUUGGGAAGGAGAUCAAAGGUCUUGAAGCCAAGAUAAUGGACAUCACUCGUAGUGUAGCAACUUACAGUACAAGCCACGGAGAAGGAAGGAGCUCUACAAGGGAGACGCGGCAACAGUUGAGACAAUCCUAUCCACAUUUUGACGAUGAAGAUGUUAUCGGCAUAGACAACGACAUUAAGGUAUUGGUUGCAGAGUUGAUCAAUAAGGAAGGCCCCCGUCUGGUUUCCAUUGCUGGGAUGGGGGGAUUGGGUAAAACUACCCUUGCCAAAAAGAUUUACAAUCAUGAUCAAGUGAAGCGUCAUUUUGAUUGUCGUGCUUGGAGUUUUAUUUCCCAACAAUUCCAAGGAAGAACCAUUUUGCAAGAAAUCAUAAGGAAAGUUUCCAAUCCAAAUGAAGAAACGAGACUUGAGACUUUGAAUGAUGGAGAAUUGAAGGAGAAGCUUUACAAGGUAUUGGAAGACAAGUGCUAUCUGGUGGUCCUUGACGAUAUAUGGAGCACAGUGGCUUGGGAUGUUCUAAAACCCGCAUUUCCGAAAAGAAAGAUGGGAAGCAAAAUAAUGGUCACCACUAGGAUCAAAGAUGUUGCUCUUCAUGUAGAUUCGUUGGGCUAUCUUUACGAACCUGUGUGCUUGACAGAGGAACAGAGUUGGGAAUUAUUCAGUAAAAAAGCAUUUAUUUCCCCUUCCAAGAAUAUUGUUGCUUCAACUACUUCUUAUUCUUCAUUCCCUCAAGAUGUAGAUGUAGAGAAAAUGGAGAAGUUGGGAAGGGAGAUGAUGAAAAAAUGUAGAGGUCUGCCUCUGGCAAUUGUUGUACUUGGAGGCAUGCUGGCAGCGAAGAAAUCAAUUCAUGAAUGGGAGAUGGUGGGUAGAGACAUUGGCAGGUAUUUGAACAAAGCUGAAAAGUUGCAAGAACAAGAAGCAGCAGGUGGUGGUGGUGUUUCAUGGAUAUUGUCACUAAGCUACCAUAAUUUACCUUCUUACUUGAAGCCAUGCUUUCUGUACCUCGGCAUCUACCCAGAGGAUACCGAAGUCCAUAAAAGACACUUAAUCCAAAAAUGGAUCGCAGAAGGUUUUGUGCAAGGAACAACGUUAACAAAGGAGGAGAUAGGAGAAGAAUACUUCGUUGAGUUGAUUAACAGGUCAAUGGUUCAAGUGGCGGGCGAAAGGAGCUUCGGUGGAAAAGUUAAAAAAUGCCGGUUGCAUGACUUAAUGCGAGAUUUAUGCUUGUUGAAGGCAAAAGAAGAGAAUUUCCUGUGUACAUUUGAUAAUUCUUCCACUUCCACUUCCACUUCCACUUGUUUGGUGGAAUCAUCAUCAAUUUCUAAUUACUAUCUAAUAAUGCGGAGACAUGCCAUCCACUUCAGUUGUGACAGCUAUUGCAGGUAUGUUUCCAUGCAACAACCCACGUCAAGAAGUAGAAGAAGUCCACAUCUUCGUGCCUUCUCCUUAUGGAUGACAUCAAAUCCAGAUGAAUCCAUUGGGACAUUAAAGUUUGUUUGCAAGAGAUUCAAUUUUCUUAGGGUCCUAGAGCUUGAGGAUGUCAAGAUUGAUAGCUUGCCAAGAGCCAUAGGGGAGUUGAUUCACUUGAGAUAUUUGAAGUUGUUCCGUGAGUACGAUAGUAUGGAGGUUCCAGUGAGUAUAGGUAAUUUACGGAGCCUACAAUUCCUUAUACUCAGAGGCAUUGAAAGAUUACCGAACGUGCUAUGGAAGAUGGAACAAUUGACUUACUGUUAUUGUUAUGUCUACUCUGGUACGCACAAUAACAAACCUUUGCGAGUGGAUGGACUGAAGAAUCUCUCGACUAUGAUCCUUAUUGGGAGGAGAUAUAUGAUGUCGGAUGGUUUGACAAAUUUGACAAAUCUUCGAUCAUUGACUCUUUCUAGUCAUGGAAAUUUUGACUGGACAACACUUUUUCAUUGCCGUAGCCUAUGGAAGCUGUGUCUGUAUGGGGAAAUAGCGCAAUUACCAAAGUCGGAUGAAUUCCCACCUAAUCUAACAAAGCUAAGGUUGAAUGGUGAAGACUUGAAAGAAGAUCCAUUUCCAACAUUAGAAAUGUUACCCAACUUGGAAUGUCUCAUGUUACAUUUAGGUCCCAGAAUCAUCAAAUAUUAUUUCUCCACAAAGGGGUUUGGAAGACUUCAAUACCUACAACUUCAUUAUAUAGAUGGUUUGGAGGAAUUGGAAGUGGAGAAGGGAGCACUGCCAUGUCUUGUCGGACUACAAAUCCAUAGUUGCUUCUGUUUAAGAAAGCUUCCUGAAGAAAUAAAAUUCAUCACUGGCCUCAAGAAAUUGGAGGUAAUAGAGAUGCCAGAUGGGUUCAACGAAAGGCUUCAAAAAGAUGUAGGGGAUGAUUGGCACAAAAUCCAACACAUACCCUCCAUCAUAAUACGAUGAUCCAUCAUUAUGCACUUGUUGUCUUCUCUUCAUCUGGCUACAUCAUCAUCAUCAACAAACAAGCAAUUAAAGUUCCAUCAUAUAAUAUCAUCAACAAUUGCGAUUUGAUGGUGGCAGCAAUUGUUCAUAUGUUGAGGGAAAAUUGAAUGUUGAAUCGAUGAUGGCAUGGAUUUGUACUUGAGAAUAGACAACUGAGAUCUCUUUAAUUCUUGGAUUCAUAUAAUUAAUGAUGUUUCUUACUUUUAUAUUACUGCAUCUGUUAUUAUAUGUAGUCUGUACUGUUCUAUAAAUCAGAACCAUGACUCAAGUUUCUUUUC
Messenger RNA from Macadamia integrifolia, 3154 nucleotides. RefSeq names its product putative disease resistance protein At1g50180. Gene Ontology annotation, biological process: defense response to other organism. The coding region runs from base 147 to 2837 and encodes 896 amino acids. The transcript is spliced from 2 exons. The record is from RefSeq and is a predicted model, not a curated record. Gene Ontology annotation, molecular function: ADP binding. Lineage: Eukaryota; Viridiplantae; Streptophyta; Magnoliopsida; Proteales; Proteaceae.